Molecule: messenger RNA, 2499 nt
Organism: Colletes gigas
Lineage: Eukaryota; Metazoa; Arthropoda; Insecta; Hymenoptera; Colletidae
Exons: 1
Source: RefSeq, a predicted model, not a curated record
CAACAGCCUCGCCAUAAAGGCUACGCGGGCGAGCGGCACAAUCGAGCGUACCUACGCGAGCGAUUCUCCGCCUCCGCCCGUCGAAACGCGGCCGAGAAGUACUACGACUGCCUGCAGUGCGCGGAGCAGUGUCGUCACACGACGAACAUUGUCACCAGCAACAACAACAACAACAGCAGCAGCAGCAACAACAACAUGAAGCUCGCCAAGACCGCGAAGAGCAACAACCCGAUCCCAAAGAACGGCGAAAGAACGAACGACUGUCGAGCGACCAAUCCCGUCGGUUCCUCGGCGAUCAAGGAAAAUCCGAGAGCCCUGGCGCGUCUGGACGAACCGAAGACAUCGAAGAACCCUAAGAGCACCAACCUGCCCAGGUCGUUGAAGCUUCAACCUCUCUGUUUGACCCCGGCUAAAAAGAGGUCCUCGUUGGCGCGUCCGGUUCGCGUCCACGACUCGUUUCCCCAGCCCAGGAAGCUGUUGCCCGCUAAUUACGCGUUCCAGACCUUGCAGAAGAGAGAGACCAACGAGUCCGUGUACGAAGACGAGGAACACGAGGAGACCAGCUGGCCUAUUCGGCUGAGGUUCGAGCAGAUGCUCGAGGUGACGCUGCCGCAGACCAAGAAGAGGAGGAAAAGGAAGGCGUCGUUGAGGCUGAUGAAGCAACAGCAGCAGAACAGGCACGUCUGCAAGGACACGGAGAGGCUGCUCCGCGUGCUCAGCGUUAACAAUGUGGACCAAGAUAAUAGGUACAACGUCACACGGUGUUCCCUCAUGUAGAGACUAUAAUAGACGAUCGCGCGAGGAACCGAAGAGUCGUAUGCCUCGAAUCCCUCGAACGUUAUUCGAGAUUCACGGCCCGCGUGAUGGCUGACCAAGCUCUGGACGAGUCCUGGAGAAGUCUUGGACGGAAUAUCGUCGAUUUAUCGGGGGUGUAAUCUCGAGUAACCCAAUUCUGUUUCCAACUUCUCGAAAAGUCUCGAGUUUUAUACGAUUAAGGGCCUUUCGCGCUGACGAUCUUGAUCGUCCUAAUUUCCGCGAUGGCUCUCGAAGAGACGAAAGGCUCGAGGACACUCUCAAACGACACCAAACGUCGCGGACGGUUCCGAGAGUGAUGUUCGAAUCCUCUACUCAAGUCUUUCAAUAUUUUUUCAACGUUCACGAAUAACGUUCAAAGCGACUUGACGAACAGUCUUCUGUAAUCGAUUGGAUUUUUUCGGUGAGGGGAGGGAUUGUGUCGCGACAGGGUAACAAAAUACUUGAAAUUUGAGGAGAACAUUACGCGCGAGCGACUUUGUUUCCGAACAAAAGACGUGUUCAAACAAAUUUUGAUAACAUUAGGGGGACUUAAUAUAGAGACUUAGAAACGUUUCGUACGACGAAGCAUUUCACGCGUCCUUGGAGCGUGGGAUUUUGACCGUGAUUUGGGGGUGAACAAAAUAGAAACUCAUUCUCUGUAAAGAUUAAAGGGCGCGAAGGGACAAAAUUCGAAUUUCGGUUGCAACGAUUGAUGAUAAAGAAACGGUCAACACCCUUCGAAGGUCUAAGAAUAUUUUUGACGAAUACUUCGUUGCAUCGUCGUUCGGGGACGCGAAACGUUGUAAUGGAGAACACGUGGAUCCCAGAGGAACGGAACGCCCGCGUUAACUAAAUUGAAACCACGUCUACGUUAUUUACAUUCUGUUCUACAAACUGUAAAACGGAGGCUCCUUAAAGUUUUACAAGGAUAUUCGAUGGGUAUAAGGUUAUGUGAUAAACAUGAGCAUAUUUGUGAUGUUUUUCAAAUAAAUACAACCUGCUGUAAUAUUAUAAAUAUACAUAUUUGUCUGUUGAUGAUAAUUUCAUUCAUUGAAGAGGAAAAGCAUUGAACAUUAUUUGGUUUUCUUUCUUCUCGCUCCUCUUUCUCAUCCCUGUUUCGCUUCUUCGUUUCCAAUCGCGACCUUACUUUUGUUCUCUUCGUAUUCUUUUUUGCACCCACGUCCUCUCGACUCCCCCGUUUCUUCUUGAACGCAUGAAAAUAAAAGAAAACUUGUAUAAUUCCGUUGAACGAGGCGCAAGAUGUUUUUCAUACGCGUGCUCGUGUCUCAAGUAUCCAUAUUUAUCAUAUACUUCUCCAUUCGUCCCGUCGAGAGACUCUUUAAAAGCGUACGCUUUGUCGAACAGAAUGCAGGAGGAACUCUGGUACCCAGCGUAUUCUUCAACGCGAAUUCGAGGCCCCUCCACGAGCAACCGUUCGAAAUCGAAUCGAACGUAUGGCGGAUUUCCAAUUGGAAACUCCACCAACGCGUGGUCACGCGUUUCACUAACUAGUAAGAAAGUUCUUCGUUCGAUGUGACUCUACGAAAAGAGAGAUUGGGUAUUUAUAUCGUUUUUAAGGUAGACAGAUAACGACUAUGAUUUGAGAAUAUACAGGGUGUUCGGUCACCUCUGGGAAAAAUUUUAAAGGGAGAUUCUAGAGGCCAAAAUAAGACGAAAAUCAAGAAUAUCAAUAUCUUGACUGAG